UGCCUGAGGUGUGGCACGUACUGACAGAGAGACACAGCGGAUAGAAAGAGAAUUUGAGACAGUGCUCAACGGACAACAUGGCUUGGGCGAUGUUUCUCCUUGUCGGCACCGUUCUCGGGGCUACCUCUACCGUCACUGCGCAACAGACAAACGACACAGGUAACAUCGGUUCCAGAGCUCUUGUUGUCGGCGUAAUGCAGUACCCCGGCUUCCUGUAUAAGAAAGAGGAUGGCACGUACGAGGGGGUUCACAAGGACCUCUUGACGGAGCUGAUGGACAUCAUCGGGUACGACUUCGUUAUCAAGGAGCCGGCUGACAGGAAGUACGGCUACAAGGGUGCCGAUGGGAACUGGGUUGGAAUGGUCGGCGAGAUCAUCAGAGGGGACAUGGACAUGGCUCUUGGGCUGACCAUCGCCUCCGUGAGGGAAACGGUCAUCGACUUCAGUAACGUCGUGUUGGACGAACGUCUGGAGAUAAUGGUCAAGAAACCUGGAGGAGAGAUCGUAGGCAGGGAAUGGUGGAGAGCCGUCAUUACUAUGCCUGUAUGGUUUAUGGUCAUGGCGUCGUUUCUCAUCACCGGCAUCGUCCUGUUCGUCAUCAUUCGGGUCAGUCCGUACGAGAGUCGGGCGUACUCGGCAGAGGUCGGCGAGGCGAGCCGACUGUCGACCUUCGGGCACAGCCUGUGGAUCUGCUUCAGCGCGAUGAGCUGGCAGGGGGUGGACUACUCGCCCCGCUCCUUCUCCGGACGGUUUCUCGUCGUCUUCUGGUUCAACUUCAUCGUCUGGACGCUCAUCCUGUGCACGGGCGCCAUCGUGGGCAUCUUUAUCUCCGGCCCGGCCGCUUCCCCCAUGGUCCCCGUCCAGUCGUUCGAAGAUCUGGCGGAAAACGACGAGAUCCGUCCGGCCCUUUUCGGCGGUGGAAUAACCGAGUACAUGUUCAAGACCUCUCCCUUCGUACCGUACAACCGUAUCCAUCAGAAGGCGCUCUUGGUGAAUUCUACGAUAGAGGGGGUAAGGCUCGCCCGCGAGGGUAAGGUCGCCUUCAUCACGGAGUCGGCGAUGACCCGAUUCUACAGCAGCAAGAAGCCGUGCGAUCUGCUGUCCAUCCACGACGGCAACAGGUUCACGGCAAGGCCCCAGGCCGUCGGACUACGGCCGGGCUCCCCGCUCAAGGAGCCGCUCAACAACGCCAUCUUGCAGCUGAGGGAAGGCGGCAGGCUGUUCACUCUCGUCCAGAAAUGGAUUGUAAGUGUGGUGGGACUUUUCCCUGUAUCCCAGUUAUGCUUAGGUCACAAUAGAAAAACCAAAUGGGCUGCCAUGGGCUGGUGUGUAUUGGCAUUUUCGGGCGUGUCCCCUACGUGGUCUCUUGGGUCUGCGGCUACCGGGCUAUAUUUGGACCCUGCCGGGCCCCGUUAA
Messenger RNA from Branchiostoma floridae (Florida lancelet), 1415 nucleotides. Its product is annotated as glutamate receptor 4-like. The record is from RefSeq and is a predicted model, not a curated record. Gene Ontology annotation, cellular component: dendritic spine; AMPA glutamate receptor complex; plasma membrane. The transcript is spliced from 5 exons. NCBI's taxonomy places the organism in Eukaryota, Metazoa, Chordata, Leptocardii, Amphioxiformes, Branchiostomatidae. Gene Ontology annotation, biological process: synaptic transmission, glutamatergic; modulation of chemical synaptic transmission. Gene Ontology annotation, molecular function: transmitter-gated monoatomic ion channel activity involved in regulation of postsynaptic membrane potential; AMPA glutamate receptor activity. Bases 78 to 1415 code for a protein of 445 amino acids.